CUCGCGCAGACAAAGACGGCCAUAUUUGUGUGAAUAAGCGAGGGGAGCGGCACGCGCGGUUCAUAUGGUCCCGGUCAGUUACGCGGGUCACCUGAUUUUCACGCGUGUUUAACGGUCAUACACGGCGGAGAAAUGCCUCGCGGAGUACCGCUCUAGUUGAACCCUAUGAUAUAUUUUGCCCCCGCGCAGGAGUCCUCGCUCAAAAUGGAGGUGGAGAGCGUCAGCGGUGAGAUGAAUGGGCAUCAGAUGAUGGAUGAGCCAAUGGAGGAGUCCUACACACACUGUGAUGAGGGGGCUUAUAAAGAGAUCCCCAUCACUCAUCAUGUGAAGGAGGGCUGUGAAAAGGCCGAACCCAGCCAGUUUGAGCUGCUCAAGGUUUUGGGACAAGGCUCCUUUGGGAAGGUGUUUCUGGUGCGGAAGUUAAUUGGUCCAGACGCCGGUCAGCUGUAUGCAAUGAAAGUGCUCAAAAAGGCAUCUUUAAAAGUGAGGGACAGAGUUCGCACGAAGAUGGAAAGAGAUAUUCUGGUGGAGGUCAAUCAUCCUUUCAUUGUGAAGUUGCACUAUGCCUUUCAGACAGAAGGGAAACUCUAUUUAAUUCUGGAUUUUCUCAGGGGUGGGGAUGUAUUUACACGUUUAUCCAAAGAGGUUAUGUUUACAGAGGAGGAUGUGAAAUUCUACCUUGCAGAGCUGGCACUUGCAUUGGAUCACCUACAUAACCUAGGCAUUGUUUACAGAGACCUGAAGCCUGAAAACAUUUUGCUUGAUGAAGCUGGACAUAUCAAGUUAACAGACUUUGGGCUCAGUAAAGAAUCCGUAGAUCAGGACAGAAAAGCAUACUCUUUUUGUGGCACGGUGGAAUAUAUGGCCCCUGAGGUGGUCAACAGAAGAGGUCACUCACAGAGUGCUGAUUGGUGGUCUCUCGGCGUCCUGAUGUUUGAAAUGCUGACCGGAACCUUACCGUUUCAAGGAAAAGACAGAAAUGAGACCAUGAACAUGAUUCUCAAAGCAAAACUGGGAAUGCCACAGUUUUUAAGCUUGGAAGCACAAAGUCUUUUACGAUUGCUCUUCAAAAGAAAUCCAUCAAAUCGUUUAGGGGCAGGUCUAGACGGAGUGGAGGAGAUUAAACGACAUGCAUUUUUCUCCACCAUAGACUGGAAUAAAUUGUACCGGAGAGAACUUCUGCCUCCAUUCAAACCUGCUGCAGGGAAACCAGAUGACACAUUCUGCUUUGACCCAGAAUUCACCGCCAAAACUCCCAAAGAUUCUCCAGGCAUUCCUCCCAGUGCAAAUGCUCACCAGCUCUUCAAAGGCUUCAGUUUUGUAGCUCCAGUGUCAUUAGAGGAAAGCAAAAGUGCGCCUUUAGUCAGCAUCCUCCCCAUUGUGCAGAUGCACAGUGGCUCGGCUCAGUUCUCUGAUGUGUACGAGUUGAAGGAGGACAUUGGCGUGGGCUCGUACUCCAUCUGCAAACGCUGCAUUCACAGAGUGACCGCCAUGGAGUUCGCUGUCAAAAUUAUUGACAAAAGCAAGCGAGACCCGUCAGAGGAGAUCGAGAUACUGAUGCGGUAUGGCCAACAUCCCAACAUCAUCACACUAAAGGACGUGUAUGAUGAGGGUCGUUUGGUGUAUCUGGUGACAGAGCUGAUGAAGGGAGGAGAGCUGCUGGAUAAGAUCCUCCGGCAAAAGUUCUUCUCAGAGCGAGAGGCCAGUGCUGUGCUCUACACCAUUACCAAAACUGUAGACUACCUGCACUGCCAGGGGGUGGUGCACAGAGACCUGAAGCCCAGUAACAUCCUCUACAUGGAUGAUUCAGGAAACCCAGACUCCAUUCGCAUCUGUGACUUUGGCUUUGCUAAGCAGCUGAGAGGAGACAAUGGGCUGCUGCUCACUCCCUGUUACACGGCUAACUUUGUGGCUCCUGAGGUACUGAUGCGGCAGGGUUAUGAUGCUGCCUGUGAUAUCUGGAGUCUGGGCGUUCUCCUCUACACCAUGUUGGCAGGGUACACGCCAUUUGCCAACGGACCCAAUGACACGCCAGAGGAGAUUUUGUUACGCAUCGGCAGUGGAAAAUUCUCUCUUAGUGGAGGAAACUGGGAUUCAGUGUCGGACUCCUCAAAGGAUCUGUUGUCUCAUAUGCUGCAUGUGGACCCUCAUCAGAGAUAUUCAGCAGAACAGGUUCUGAAACACUCAUGGAUCUCCUGCAGGGAGCAGAACCCUCACUUUCAGCUCACACGUCAUGAAGCGCCGCAUUUGGUCAAGGACACAUUUUGGUUAUACAGAUGUUUAUGGAAACCUCAGUAUCUCGGCUCAAGAUGGUCCUAGAUCCUUGGAACAAAAACUGAUCUCUAGAGCACAUUACAAGAUCUGCAAGCCAAUAUAAAAACAAGAAGAAUUUGCCAAUCUGUGCAACCAUGAGAAGGACUUUGGUGUAAAAGCCGAAUGGAACUUCUUUGCAACAUCCCAUGGCAAAAAUGCAUGAUGGUGUUGGAGGAACAGCUGAGCGGGAAACAACAAAAGCCAGUUUGCAGAGGUCAGAGGGUCAAAUCCUCACCCCUGAAGUUAUGUUCCUCUUUUGCAACGAGAACAUUAAGGGGGUUUACAUACAUCUACGUCAAAAGCAAGCAAGUAACUGAAUUUCAUGAACUGGAGCACUUGAGAUGGAUUAACCCAACAUUCAGAUGCCUUUAACCCACAGUUAACUUUUGAGUAGGUGUUAAUUUUGUUUGCACCAACUAAAAUUUUGAAAAUAUGAAAACUUUCAUGAACAUGACAAUUUCAUCCGGAAAGGCUUUGCAAACAAUUUUCACACUAAGUCAUUGUGUUUGUGUUUCAUGAAUGAGGCCCACUGUCUUUAGAUGUAGAGUACUCAUUGUGAUGUCUCUCAUAGGGAGCGAUGGCUGCCACAUACUCUGCACUGAACCACAAGACCUGUAAACCGGUUCUGGAACCUGUGGCGGCCUCGAGUCUGGCUCAGCGCAGGAACAUGAAGAAGUUGACGUCUACAGACAUGUCCUGAACAGAGACAUGUCCAGAUCACUGUGUCCCCCUCCACACAUCCCCACACUUAUCUUAAACUAUCAGCAGUUCCUCUUGAGUCCUCGUACACAAUGCUGCAGGGAGUAAGAUCUCGCAGGAAACACUCUCUCUAUAACAGCACCAGCUCUUCAUUCAUUUCAUGACUGCUGGAUUUGAAGUGUCUCUGAGCAGUUUGAAUGUUCUUCCUUCUUUCAAACCAAGGUCAAACUUUAGGAAUUCCCUUGUUUCCUAAGAAUUAGUCUUUAUUUGGGUCAAUCUGGUGAAGAAAUGUCCAGGUCAUAUUUUACCCCAAAAUUUAAAAAAAAUGUAUUUUCUGAAAUGUCAUUUAAGCUUUUCUGCAGUGUGACAUUUUCAGUGAAUUACUGUAAUGCACAAAAAAACCUCUUUCCCACAAAACAGUGAUUACAAUCAUCCUGUUCAGACACAUUAAAAUCGGGAAAAAAAAAUGUAUUUCGUGCAACAAAGAGCACCAAAAAUGUAUAAAAACUUUUUUGCAUUAAAACAAAAACAAUUUCGACACUAAACCAUUGUUUUUCACUUUACAAUAAUGAAAAUAAGACUUUUUCACAUUAAGAGGGUUUAAAUGUGCUUAAUCAUAAUGGAAGUAUUGUCACAAUGCAAAAAAAUAAAAAUAAAUAAUAAAUAUUAAUGAUCCUAAAAAUAGACUUAAUAUUCUUUGUGCAAAAUAUUACAUUUAAAACAUAUUUUCUUUAUUUUGGGGGUGAGAUAUGACCAAGCAUUCUUUAGCAUUUUUGUGAGGUUCACCCAUUAUAGAUUGAUUAACCACUUAGUGUCCCGUCAGAGGAAUCAUGUUAGUGUUGUCGGGCAUACGCCUGAUGUGUGAAUAUCGUGACGUUACCUCAAGCAGCCAGUGUUAAACGUUUCUUUAGCUUGAUGUAUAUAAAGUGUCAUUCAUCAUGAUCAUGUUUGUGUGGAUCCUUGAGCACAUUUGCACUCGGGCUCGGCAGGUCGUCGCUUCUGUGAGAUGUUUCCUCUCCCUGCAUCUGCUCCUCUCUCUCAGACUGCUCUUUGCCUUUUGUUGAACGAGAAGUUUGAGAAAAAGGUGAAGAAAUGGAUCUAUAUUUAUAAAUCUCAAGAGGUGAAUGAAUGUGGAUGAGAUGAAUCCAUGAAGAGAGCUGGACAGGGACAGAUCUCUCUUCUCCAGAUGGAGGGAAAAUAUUCCAUAAACCUCUUUAAAGACAUUGUGGAAAUUGUAUCAUAUUGUAUUUAUUUUGUUUAUUUUUUUAAAUCUUAUUUUUCUUUCAGGUUAUGUACAUAUUGACAUUAAAGAACAUUAUUGACAUUA
Myxocyprinus asiaticus (Chinese sucker) is the source of this 4339-nucleotide messenger RNA. RefSeq names its product ribosomal protein S6 kinase a, like (gene rps6kal). The coding region runs from base 166 to 2319 and encodes 717 amino acids. The transcript has 23 exons. Gene Ontology annotation, biological process: protein phosphorylation. Gene Ontology annotation, molecular function: ATP binding; ribosomal protein S6 kinase activity; magnesium ion binding. Lineage: Eukaryota; Metazoa; Chordata; Actinopteri; Cypriniformes; Catostomidae. The record is from RefSeq and is a predicted model, not a curated record.